Molecule: messenger RNA, 919 nt
Organism: Calypte anna (Anna's hummingbird)
Lineage: Eukaryota; Metazoa; Chordata; Aves; Apodiformes; Trochilidae
Product: TATA-binding protein-associated factor 2N-like
Exons: 10
Coding region: 110-919 (269 amino acids)
Source: RefSeq, a predicted model, not a curated record
GGGCCCCGCAGUCCGCGCGAGCUGCGGGUGCCUCGGUGAGCGCCGCUCGGGCUCUCUCAGUCUCUCUCCCCCCCUUCCCUCAGACCGGGGACCGGCAGCAGGCGCCGCUAUGGCUUCGGAUUCUGGAAGUUACAGUCAGUCUGGGGGCCAGCAGAGCUAUUCAUCCUAUGGCAAUCAGGGCAGUCAGAGUUAUGGACAAGGACAGGGGUAUUCUGGUUAUGGGCAGAGUGGAGACAAUUCCUCCUAUGGACAGAACUAUGGAAGCUACCAUGGGAACUAUGGACAGAACCAAACAGGUUAUGGCCAAGAUUCCCAGGGGUACGAUGAUGAAUCCGGUUAUGAAAAUCAGAGUCAGAGCUCCUACAACCAGCAGCCUUACAGCAGCCAGGGGCAGCAGAAAGGGUCAUCCAGAGGUGGAAGAGGCUCUUAUGAACAAAAGUCAAACUAUGGUCAGCACCAAAGCUCUUAUGACCAGCAUUCAAGCUAUGGACAAAACCAAGACUCUUAUGACCAGCAGUCAAGCUCAUAUGACCAGCAGUCGGGCUAUGGCCACCAGGGCUCAUAUGACCAGCAGUCGGGCUAUAGCCACCAGAGCUCAUAUGACCAAAAAUCAGGCUAUAACCAGCACCAAAGCUCAUAUGGCCAUUCUCAGCAGUCCUACCAGUCUCAGAAGGGAAGCUAUAGCCACAACAGCCAAGAUGAUCGCCGUGAAAAGAGUAGGUAUGGAGAAGAUAAUAGAGGAUAUGGCGGGUCACAGGGAGGAGGUAGAGGGGGCUAUGACAUGGAUGGAAGAGGUCAUAUGUCUGGAUAUGGUGGUGGUGACCGUGGUGGCUUCAAAAAUUAUGGUGGUCAAAGGGAUUAUGGACCGAGAUCAGAUGCUGCAAGUAAGAAUUUGCUGGUGGACUUUGAGUCUAUUUGA